Varanus komodoensis (Komodo dragon) is the source of this 2360-nucleotide messenger RNA. It is a transcript of the gene PRKCSH, whose product is annotated as protein kinase C substrate 80K-H. Gene Ontology annotation, cellular component: glucosidase II complex. NCBI's taxonomy places the organism in Eukaryota, Metazoa, Chordata, Lepidosauria, Squamata, Varanidae. Gene Ontology annotation, biological process: liver development; N-glycan processing. Bases 144 to 1727 code for a protein of 527 amino acids. The record is from RefSeq and is a predicted model, not a curated record. Gene Ontology annotation, molecular function: calcium ion binding; protein binding. The transcript has 18 exons.
UCAGGAGCCUUUGAGGAGGGACUUUGUCAAAAGCCUUUUGGAAGUCCAAGUAAACAAUGUCUGCUGGAUCACCCCUGUCUACAUACUUAUUAACACUUUUAAAGAACUCCAACAGGCAAGACUGCUGCUUUGGCUUAUGAAUCAUGCUGCUUCUGUCUCUAGCGGUACUCUUGCUUUCAGCUCUGGCUUCUGCAGUGGAAGUGAAGCGUCCACGAGGUGUCUCCCUAACAAACCAUCACUUCUAUGAUGAAUCAAAACCAUUCACUUGUCUAGAUGGCUCUGCAAUGAUAGCUUUUGACAGAGUCAAUGAUGAUUACUGUGACUGCAAAGAUGGCUCAGAUGAGCCAGGGACUGCUGCAUGCCCCAAUGGGCGCUUCCACUGCUCCAAUGCUGGCUACCGUCCUCAGUAUAUCCCCUCCUCUCGCGUCAAUGAUGGCAUUUGCGACUGCUGUGAUGCAACCGAUGAGUACAACAGUGGCAUUGUGUGUGAAAACACCUGCAAAGAGAUGGGACGAAAGGAGCGGGAAGAACUAAAGCAGAAGGCUGAGGUGGCCAGGGAGGGCUUUGAAAUCAAGAAGACCCUGAUGGAAGAAGCAAGUAAGAGAAAAGAAGAGAAGCAGAAAAAGCUAACUGAGCUACAGGAGAGCAAGAAAACUGUGGAGGAGCAAGUGGAAGUUCUGAAAUCACUGAAAGAUGCUGCUGAAAAGCCUGAAAAGGAAGCCAAAGAGAUCCACCAGAAAGCCUGGGAGGAACAAAAAGCCACUGAAAGAGCAGCAAGAGAUCAAGCCAAAGCAGAAGAGGCUUUUCGGGAGCUGGAUGAUGACCUAGAUGGAAUGGUGUCUAUUGCUGAACUUCAGACACACUCUGAGUUGGAUGUGGAUGGCGAUGGGAUCCUGUCAGAAACUGAAGCCCAGACCUUGCUGGACAACACCUUGCAGGUGGACGCAAGUCGUUUCCAGGAUACCGUGUGGUCAGCAAUCAAGGAGAAGUACAGAAUGGAGAGCUCGGCUGAUGAACAGCCUCCACCAACAGCCCCAGGAGAGGAAGAGUCAGAUAAUCAACCAGAUGCCCAGGUGGACCAGCUACCUCCUGAUGAGGACUAUGAUGAAGAGGAUGAUGAAGAGGAGGAAACUGAUGAAGAUAGCAUUGAUGAAGAAAUAAAGGUCCCCCCAGCCAAUCCAUCAAAUGAUGCUCAGGCAAUAGAAAAUGAAGUAGAGAAGAUGCCCCCUUAUGAUGAAGCUACACAAGCUCUAAUUGACGCUGCCCAAAAGGCAAGAGAACAAUUUGAAGAGGCAGAGAAGUCAAUGAAAGAAAUGGAGGAAUCUAUCAGGAACUUGGAGAAAGAGAUUACCUUUGAUUUUGGACCACAUGGAGAAUUUUCGUAUCUGUAUGGCCAGUGCUAUGAACUUGCCACUAAUGAAUACAUCUAUCGUCUCUGUCCCUUUGACAGAGUGUCUCAGAAACCCAAGCAUGGUAGCUCAGAGACCAGCCUUGGUACAUGGGGUUCCUGGACUGGCCCAGAUGAUAACAAGUUCAGCAUCAUGAAGUAUGAACAUGGGACAGGCUGCUGGCAGGGCCCCAACAGGUCCACCACGGUAAAGCUUUCAUGUGGCAAGGAAACAGUUGUCAUGUCCACAACAGAGCCCAGCCGCUGUGAGUACUUGAUGGAGUUUGUCACCCCAGCAGCCUGCCAUGAGCCAAAAGACCUCAGUCAUGAUGAACUCUGAGAGCUGAUGCACAAAAGAGCCAUUGCCCUGGACACAGAUCCUGCUCUACAUGAUUGCAAGACACAUUGCAGAAUUCUCCACACCUUUUGCCCCAAGGUCUGCCCCCCUGGACUUCUCACAUAGAACCCACUGAUUGUGCUGCUGUGCCUCAGUGGACUUUGGGGCUUUUAAGUACUUGUUUUCCAUGCCAAGUACUGGAAUUUGUGUCUGUCUUCUCCCAGCACUCAUCCGUGUGGUUUCAGGGAGCUAGCUGCCCUAAUCAUGCAUAACACAUAGGCCUGCACAUCUGUUUGGCCCUUUAUCUUGCCAGAGGAAGGCUUUCUCCACCCAUAACUAUUGCUUCUUUGUGGAGAAGGUGCAGUUCUUUUUCUGCCCUGAUGCAGAGACCUGCAGCUGUCUACCUGAAGCAUCUUCUCCUGCUGGCUUCUUUUGUUCUGAGCCAGAUUUCCACUCAGUCUGAGACUUUGCACAGGUGAAAGAAGAAAAUGGAAAAAGAGCCUGUGCCAAGCUUGCCUUCUGUACUGGCAAUCACAGCCUGGUUUUUUGGGUUUUUUAAAAUCUGCUGAUCGGUGUUGAUCUCUUACUGGGGGAAAAACAGACACAUUCCCUUCCAAUAAAGAAAUCUCUCUCCUA